This is a messenger RNA of Aspergillus tubingensis, 1056 nucleotides long. Its product is annotated as calcium/calmodulin dependent protein kinase. The record is from RefSeq and is a predicted model, not a curated record. The transcript has 4 exons. Gene Ontology annotation, molecular function: ATP binding; protein serine/threonine kinase activity. Bases 1 to 1056 code for a protein of 351 amino acids. Lineage: Eukaryota; Fungi; Ascomycota; Eurotiomycetes; Eurotiales; Aspergillaceae. Gene Ontology annotation, biological process: protein phosphorylation; mitotic DNA damage checkpoint signaling. Gene Ontology annotation, cellular component: nucleus; cytoplasm.
AUGUUGCACUCUUUCAAGACGCGGGCAUACUCGGCUCUCGUGAGUACAAGACUCUCUAGCUACAGAUCAACCGUCAGCAGUCGUCUCCACCGCAGAGCAAGCACAACGCCGACUUCCACGGCCCACACUGACAAAUAUAUCGGUCAGUCUGGUCGUCGCUAUGAAGUUGAGCGGGUUCUUCAGGAAGAAUCAUCUCCGCCACGUCAGGUUCUCCUCGCAACCGCUGGUGAUCAGAGAUUCAUAUUGAAAUAUAUCCACGAGGUCAAUUUUGAAGACCUUCAAGACGUAAACAGCAGAUUACGCAACAAUGCCAGCCAUGUUCGUCUUGCUCAGGACAUCAUCCCUGAGAAGUCAAUGUUCGUGUUCGAAUACCUCACAGGUCAUCUUCUCCACCUGGCUCAGAAGGACUUGUCUCUUGGAAUAAGAAAGAAACUUCUCAAAGAAGCUCUUCUUGGGAUUGCUGAGAUGCAUGACAAAGACAUUGUUCACACGGACAUUAAAGCGGACAACUUCUUCGUCAACUGGAAUCAGGCCGACAAAGGCAUCACCAUCGAGAAAGUCCAACUUGGCGACCUCGAAGACGCCGUAUACAUCCCUCCAGGCUCAUCCAUGCUUGGGAAGCAAGCAGGCAACUGGAUGUGGAGGAGUCCCGAAGCCCAUGCUAGAGGACGAGUGAAUAAACCAUCUGAUAUCUUCUCGUUCGCUCUUGUUUGCAUCUACGUAGUACAUAAACGGGUCAUAUUCGCAGUCGGAGACGACGAACUAGAUGAAGGCAUAGACCGCCUAGCCAUCGUGAUUGAACGUCAAAUCUCCUACUUCGGCGACAAAGAUGGAUUCCAUGGCUUUCUCGAAUACCUCGGUGACAAUCCCUGGGCAUCUGUCUUUAACAUAACCCUGAAUGGAUUCAAUCAGGACAAGCCGGUCAAGCCAUUCUCUCUUUGGCAGGGAGUCGACGAUGAUUUCAAAAGCCUUAUCUGCGCCAUGACGAAUCUUGAUCCAAGGAGGAGGAUGACAGCACGUCAGGCAUUGGCGCAUAGCUGGUUUGACGGUGUCUGA